AAGCAGAAAUGGAGAAAGUACAAACAUUCCUGUAGAUCUUCUCCACUCUAUUUUUCAUCUUUUCACUCAGAUCCUAGGGAAGUUUCUUAACAAUUUCCUGAAAUAAUGUGGUGACUGAAAACAUGUUUGAAUUUUUGGUUGGUGCUGCAGUCUCAAAAUAGCUUUAAUUAUGUGUCAGAAACCCGGUGUGUUCAGUUCUCUAAAAAUAUAAUAAAACAAGGUAAUGUGAUUUUGCUUUCUGAAAUGCACUAUUUAAAGUCUCAAUUAAGACAUAAUCAUGCUUCCCUUGAUGUCAGUGGCUCUAGAAGAUCAAACCCCUGCUGAGAACUGGUGAAAUGAUCUAUCUUUUUAUCCCUAGGGCUGCUUAUAUUUUUUUCAAGACGCUCUGAUUAAUAUAGUUAGGAAGAAAACUUGCCUGCUGUUUCUUCUCUCUAUUGAAGACUGUAACUGUUAUGUUGGUAAACUGUUAUGAAGCUGCAGAAGACGUUUUUGUUCUGUUUCCUUUCUCCCUAUCCUGUUCUUUGUAUAUACACUAUUUUGUUCUUUUGCACUGAAAGUAGUGAUGGAACUUACGGAACUUACGAAACUUGGGCUUAUUUCCUGGUACACAUCUGUACUGUACAAACAAACUUCUUAAAUUGGGUUACUGAGAAGGACACUAAACUUUGUAAACUUGCCAGUCUAUCUGUAAGAACAGUAAUGAGCUCAAAGCAAAGCUUUGUUUUCAAUUGACGCAUGGAGGGUCAGUUCACAUGUAAUCCCACUGUGUGUGAUUUGAACAAAAGCAUGUCUUUCUGUCCAUUAUUGCCUGAAUGACUCAUGGAGUAGGAUACAACUGUAGACAGUACUUUUGAAGAAUUUGGCAUCAGAAGGUGUCACCUUCAUUGGACCUGACACACAUGCUAUUCAAGCUAUGGGAGACAAGAUUGAAAGCAAAUUGUUAGCCAAGAAUGCAAAGGUCAACACGAUCCCUGGCUUUGAUGGAGUAGUCAAGGAUGCAGAUGAAGCUGUCAGAAUUGCAAGGGAAAUUGGCUACCCUGUCAUGAUCAAGGCCUCAGCAGGUGGUGGUGGGAAAGGCAUGAGAAUCGCUUGGGAUGAUGAAGAGACCAGGGAAGGUUUUCGGUUUUCAUCUCAAGAAGCUGCUUCAAGUUUUGGUGAUGAUCGCUUACUGAUAGAAAAGUUCAUUGAUAACCCUCGUCACAUAGAAAUCCAGGUUUUGGCAGAUAAACAUGGCAAUGCCUUGUGGUUGAAUGAAAGAGAAUGCUCCAUUCAAAGGAGAAACCAGAAGGUUGUGGAGGAAGCACCAAGCACUUUUCUAGACCCUGAAACUCGAAGAGCAAUGGGAGAACAAGCAGUAGCUCUUGCCAAAGCAGUAAAGUAUUCCUCUGCUGGAACAGUAGAAUUCCUUGUAGACUCCAGUAAGAAUUUCUACUUCUUGGAAAUGAAUACUAGACUUCAGGUUGAACAUCCCGUCACAGAAUGCAUUACCGGCCUGGACUUAGUCCAAGAAAUGAUCCGUGUUGCCAAGGGUUACCCUCUCAGGCACAAACAGGCUGAUAUUCCCAUCAACGGCUGGGCGGUUGAAUGUCGAGUUUAUGCUGAGGACCCCUACAAAUCUUUUGGCCUACCAUCCAUUGGUAAACUGUCUCAGUAUCAGGAACCAUUGCAUGUGCCAAGUGUGCGUGUUGACAGUGGCAUACAACAAGGAAGUGACAUUAGCAUCUAUUAUGAUCCCAUGAUCUCAAAACUGAUUACCUAUGGCUCUAAUAGAGCCGAAGCACUGAAAAGAAUGGAAGAGGCUUUGGACAACUAUGUAAUUCGAGGUGUGGCUCACAAUAUUUCUUUACUGCGAGAAGUGAUCGUCCAUCCACGCUUUGUUCAAGGAGACAUCAGCACUAAAUUCCUUCCUGAAGUUUACCCUGAUGGUUUUAAAGGACACAAGUUGACAGAUCUUGAAAGAAGACAACUACUGGCAACAGCAGCAUCUUUGUAUGUGGCUGAGCAACUGAGAUCACAGCGAUUUUUAGGGACUCCAAGAAUUCCUAUUGCUAAAUCAAAGAGAAGUAGCUGGGAGCUCUCUGUGCAUCUAGGAGAUGGAAUUUACCCAGUUGCAGUUUCAAAGCAUGGCUCAUCAUUUUCUGUGGAAGUUGAUGGGAUGAAACUAAAUGUGACCAGCGAGUGGAACCUGGCUUCACCCUUGUUGUCUGUCACCAUUGAUGGCACUCAGAGGACCAUACAGCGGAUUUCUCGGAAUGCCUCUGGAGAGACCAGCAUUCAGUUUCUAGGCACAGUGUACAAAUUGCAAAUCCUGACGAAGGUUGCUGCGGAGCUGAGCAAGUACAUGCCAGAGAAAGCAGCAGAGGACACCUCCAGCAUUUUGAGAUCUCCCAUGCCUGGAACAGUGGUGGCAGUUUCUGUCAAGCCUGGGGACAUGGUUUCGGAAGGUCAAGAGAUUUGUGUAAUUGAAGCAAUGAAAAUGCAGAACAGUAUGAUUGCUGCUAAAACAGGCAAGGUAAAAGCUGUCCACUGCAAAGCUGGGGACACCGUUGGAGAAGAAGAUCUGCUGGUGGAACUGGAAUGAAAGGUUGCCUCCACACUGUUGAAUUAACUAAGCCUUUAUUAUUUUUAUCUGUAAAGUAACAUUAAGACAAUUCAACACAGAAAACAGACAGUACUCUGCACAAGAUUUUAUACAGGCAUAUUUACUGUAUCAGUGGUUAAGACAGCAAACACAGAUGUUAAAUCUUGGCAACAGAUCCCAGAUUUUUACUUCCAGAAAUACUUGUACAUAACCUUUGUAAUGCUUUGAUUUUUCAGGAUCAAAUAAAAUCAAUAAAAUACCAUUUCUGCUUUGAAACAGGAAAAGCCUCUUUUAUAAAAAAGAAGAAAACACAACAAAAGCCAAAAUCUGAUUUGUCUUCUCCACAGCAAUGUCCCUGGUUUGAGGCCCCAGUCAGGCUUUACAGAAUGGCUGCAAAGAAUGAAAAAUUAACCACUGAGCAGUUCUCCUUUACUCUGUAUAAGUGCUGCA
Molecule: messenger RNA, 3031 nt
Organism: Camarhynchus parvulus
Lineage: Eukaryota; Metazoa; Chordata; Aves; Passeriformes; Thraupidae
Gene: PCCA
Product: propionyl-CoA carboxylase subunit alpha
Exons: 19
Coding region: 914-2581 (555 amino acids)
Cellular component (GO): mitochondrion
Molecular function (GO): ATP binding; propionyl-CoA carboxylase activity; metal ion binding
Source: RefSeq, a predicted model, not a curated record